GGGCAGUAAAUUACAGCUAAUCGCUGAAUCGGGACGUAACGGACGGGCCCACUGCCACCGGUGGCACUGACACAGCCUGGAAACGCACUGCUUCCACGAAGAAAAGUGCGCUCCACCGGACGACUACUCGCAGGGAACCUAUCCUGCGAAUAAGCGAAUCCCCGCGACUUUCGGAUUGUUGUUGUUUGUUUAUUGUUUACCCUGCUUUCCGCAUCGCGAAGGCGUUCUGUGUUUGAAGUCACUUCGCUUCACCGGUUCUCGUCACAGACACACCAUGGGAAUUUUGGGGCUCUCAAAGCUCAUUGCUGACAUUGCGCCGCUAGCUGUCAAAGAAAAUGAAAUCAAGAACUUUUUCGGUCGCAAAGUGGCGAUUGAUGCUUCAAUGAGCUUGUAUCAAUUUCUUAUUGCUGUAAGAAGUGAAGGUGCACAGCUAACGGAUGCAGCAGGGGAAACAACAAGUCACUUGAUGGGAACCUUCUACCGAACUAUACGUCUCAUUGAAAAUGGCAUCAAACCUGUCUAUGUCUUUGAUGGAAAGCCUCCAGAAAUGAAGUCUGGAGAAUUGAACAAACGAGCAGAAAAAAGAGAAGAGGCUCAAAAGUCAUUGCAACAAGCUGAGGAAGCAGGUGACACAGAAAACAUUGAUAAAUUCAACCGCAGGCUUGUAAAAGUGUUGCCUAUCCAUAAUGAACAAUGCAAGAAUCUACUCAAGCUUAUGGGUGUCCCCUACAUUGAUGCACCUUGUGAAGCAGAGGCUCAGUGUGCUGCUUUGGUGAAGUCUGGAAAAGUUUAUGCAACAGCAACAGAAGAUAUGGAUGCCCUAACUUUUGGCUCUUCCGUCCUGCUGCGUCACAUGACAUUCAGUGAAGCCCGCAAAAUGCCUAUCCAAGAAUUCCACCUAAGUAAAGUGCUUGAAGAAUUAGAACUGACUCACAGUGAAUUCAUAGACUUGUGUAUUUUACUGGGCUGUGAUUACUGUGACAGUAUUCGUGGCAUAGGUCCAAAAAGAGCCAUUGACCUUAUUAAACAGCACAGAAACAUUGAGACUAUUAUAAAAAACUUGGACCUUAAAAAGUACUCCCUCCCCGAAAACUGGCCAUUCCAGGAGGCACGUAGGCUUUUUAUGGAGCCUCAAGUUGCAGAUCCUGAAACACUUCAGUUAAAGUGGACCGAUCCUGAUGAAGAGGCCCUUGUCAAAUACUUGUGUGGGGACAAAAACUUCAAUGAGGAAAGAGUCCGAAAUGGUGCCAAAAAACUUGCCAAGGCCAGAACAGGCACUACUCAGGGUCGGUUGGAUUCUUUUUUCAAGGUGUUGCCAAGCCCCAGUGCUGGUCAAAAGAGGAAGUCUGAAGACAGCAAGACUACUGCAGCAGCUGGCAAAAAAGGGAAGAAAGGAGGUGGUGGUUUCAAAGGGAAACCAAAGUAGUAUUUCAAAUCGAAUGAAAAGUCAGCUGGUUAUUUCCAUUAGAGUUUAAGUUUGAUUGUUUCACCUUUGUUUGACAAAUGUCUUCUUCUCCAUGUGAGUGAAAGAUGCUGAAUUUUGUUGUAUUGGUUGUUAAAAAUGGCUUCAGGUAUCAAUUUUAUUAUAUUAGAGCCAACAAUAAAUUUCUUCUUGUUUUCUUCUGAAAA
This is a messenger RNA of Thrips palmi, 1629 nucleotides long. RefSeq names its product flap endonuclease 1-like. Bases 275 to 1426 code for a protein of 383 amino acids. Gene Ontology annotation, cellular component: nucleus. The record is from RefSeq and is a predicted model, not a curated record. Lineage: Eukaryota; Metazoa; Arthropoda; Insecta; Thysanoptera; Thripidae. The transcript is spliced from 7 exons. Gene Ontology annotation, molecular function: DNA binding; RNA-DNA hybrid ribonuclease activity; magnesium ion binding.